Messenger RNA from Hymenoscyphus albidus, 362 nucleotides. The record is from the annotation of a GenBank genome assembly. Lineage: Eukaryota; Fungi; Ascomycota; Leotiomycetes; Helotiales; Helotiaceae.
AUGUCAUAUCGUUUCCCGGGGAUUUUCCAAUUUGACUCAUUAUUGACCCGGAGAGAUCCCAGAGGCACGAAUCCUCCAAAGUCAAGCUUUGAAGCCGAUGAUGUCUUAGAGAGGUGAGUCGCACAUCCACUAUGUCCCCAGCCAUCCUUCAUAAAUUGACCGCCUUCCUCUCUAGACCUCGAGUGAAACGCCCAAGUACAAAGAAAAUUAUUUCAAUAAUGUCCGUUGGCCAGUUGAAGGAUACAUUAAGAAGAAUUGUUUUCUCGCCUAUGAAGUUCCGGGCCGUUCCCAGUGGGAGCACGGGGGCACCUACUCUAGGUGCCCUACUACCUGAUAUAGGUGCCCCUGACCACUUGAAUUAG